This is a messenger RNA of Tachysurus fulvidraco (yellow catfish), 495 nucleotides long. Its product is annotated as asialoglycoprotein receptor 2-like. The transcript is spliced from 3 exons. The coding region runs from base 56 to 487 and encodes 143 amino acids. Lineage: Eukaryota; Metazoa; Chordata; Actinopteri; Siluriformes; Bagridae. The record is from RefSeq and is a predicted model, not a curated record.
GUGUUGAAAUAAAAUCAAGUGGCAGACAGAAGCCAACAGCAGAAAGCACAGAUCCAUGAGAGCCAUGUUUCGACUUCUGCUGCUUUUGGGGUUUUUCAACCUUGGUGUCUGUCUGCCACGUCAGUAUCACUUCAUUAAUGAGAAUAAGACCUGGUCUGAAGCACAGAGAUACUGCAGAGAGAAUUAUGUUGAUUUAGCCUCUAUUAAUAACACUGAAGAGGACUUGGCCCUUACAAACAUAACAGACAUCUGGAACAGCAGGCGAGCCUGGAUUGGUCUGUAUGAUGAUCUGAACAGCUGGAAAUGGUCUCUGGAUGAUGAUUCUUUCUACAAGGAGGGAGAGAGAAGCUUUAGAAACUGGUUUAUACAGAUGCCAAGAGACUGGUAUGGAAUCAGUUUGUGUGUGUAUGUAUCUUAUUAUGAUGGAGUUUGGUGGGAGACAUCUUGUUCCUCAAUGCUUCGUUUCAUGUGCUUUGAUGGUGAGUAAUGCAGAUU